AUGCCCUACACACUUCCAUCAAAUGCAGAUGCCAACUUGAUAAUCAAUCGACCGCGACCCCCCACUUGGGUAUUCCUCCCCCCUUCCGACGAACAAGAAUCAACCUCAGAUUCGGAUACCCUCCCUCCUUAUCCUCCCCCUCCUACUCGUCCACCACCUCGCACUCCACUUACACCACCGGCUCAAAUCCACACUUCCCCUCCGACUACAUCGAGUUUCAACCGUAGCUCGUAUGAAUGUGAACACAGCAGCACAUCCACAAUCAACCGCGAGCUCAAAUCAUCCAGCCCGUCAAACAAAGAACCCUCUGACGUUCCACCAUUUUGCAAAGCACUUUUUUUCGAUUCCUUACAAUCAAAUUUUGAUUCCCUAGCGCCACCAUCUCCUUCAAUUUCCCCCUCUGUGUCCUCACCCUCGACGAAACCAUCUACUCCCCAACCAUCUACUCCCCAACCAUGGUUCCACCCCAUCUCGCACCGUCAAUUCUCUAAAACUUCUGUCCCUCAAACCAGAGAUCGUCCACCUUCCCCCCUCAUUCAAGAUAUCUCUGCUUCAGAAUUUUACACCAGUUCUCGUUCUCCUCCUGAUUAUAAUUCCCAACAGCAAUUGGAAGAGGAAGACAUAAAUGAUUGGGUAAUAAUACCACCAGAUAUCUACUCCCUUUCAUCAUCGCCAUCUUCCCCAUCUAAUCCUGCUGCGCCAACUUUGCAUAAAAGGGGGAAAGUCGGAAGAGAAGAAUCUAUCGGUACUGAAGGCAAAAUGAGUACAUUGGGGUAUUUAUUCAGUUUUUUGAUGUCAACGAAAGGGUACACAUCAACAGGAACCUUGAAACUUGCACACCAAGAGGACAAGGUCAAUGGUGGAGGGAGCACAAAAGACUACAGUGUUUGA
Messenger RNA from Botrytis deweyae, 891 nucleotides. RefSeq lists its product as uncharacterized. NCBI's taxonomy places the organism in Eukaryota, Fungi, Ascomycota, Leotiomycetes, Helotiales, Sclerotiniaceae. The record is from RefSeq and is a predicted model, not a curated record. The transcript is spliced from 2 exons. The coding region runs from base 1 to 891 and encodes 296 amino acids.